Aspergillus piperis CBS 112811 is the source of this 1376-nucleotide messenger RNA. Its product is annotated as SH3 domain-containing protein. Gene Ontology annotation, molecular function: protein binding. Bases 149 to 886 code for a protein of 245 amino acids. The transcript is spliced from 4 exons. Gene Ontology annotation, biological process: protein transport to vacuole involved in ubiquitin-dependent protein catabolic process via the multivesicular body sorting pathway. The record is from RefSeq and is a predicted model, not a curated record. Lineage: Eukaryota; Fungi; Ascomycota; Eurotiomycetes; Eurotiales; Aspergillaceae. Gene Ontology annotation, cellular component: ESCRT-0 complex.
CGAUUGCCUCCGUCCACUCCCUCCAUCCCAUCCGUCUCUCUGUCUCAUUCUUUCAACCCUGUCUUUCACUGUCUUCGUUUGAUCUGCAUAUCUGCAAAGCUUGAUACCUUCUUGUUGUGUGUUUUUACUUUCUAUCCACCUCAUGAGCAUGGCGUCCCAGUCCGACUUCUUCUCGGCUAUGACCAACCGGUCGCUCCGCAACGUCCGAUCGGAACUUGAGUUUCUCGCAGAUGCAUCAGUCAUUACUCCGCAACAGCUCUCAUCCAUUCUAUCGCAACUACCGAGGGACGAUGAACGCAGCAGAGCCCCCGUGCCUCGGCAGCAGCCACCAGUGCAACAACCACCUGUCGUCGCCCAGCAGCCCCCUACCCCGUACUCUCCUCCUACGAACCAGUUUGCAAACACUACCUUGAACGAGAAGGCCACUUAUCAGCAGCCUCCUCCGCAACAGUACUCAACCCCGCCUGUUCCGCCACCUGCUUAUCCCCAAGCUCCACCGGUACUGUCUAUCGCUUCGGCGCUCUAUGCCUACACUCCGACGGAUCCCGGAGACUUGGCUCUCCAGCCAAACGAUCGUAUUCAAGUCUUGGAACACAUGAAUGCCGACUGGUGGCGUGGUCGUAAUGAGCGCACCAACCUUGAGGGUAUCUUCCCUCGGAGCUACGUGAACGUGCUGAAUGACAAGGCCGUCUCGUCUCCUCCCCCGACCAACUAUGGAAACAUGCCGCUGGAAGUCAGCCAGAGUGGCUCGGCGCCCCCGGGUGAGGAGGGCAAGAAGUCCAAGUUUGAGGAGCAGGGCAAGAAGUUUGGCAAGAAGAUGGGCAAUGCCGCUAUUUUCGGUGCCGGUGCUACCGUCGGUUCGAACAUUGUCAACAGCAUCUUUUAGAUGUGUGGCCAGUCGAAAUCCUAUUCGUUUUUUAUAUUUCUUAUUCAAGUGCAGGCCGGAGAGGCGUCAUUUGAUUUUCUUUCUCUCACCCUCAUUUGCUCAUGGGAAAGGCGUUGGUGGUUGAUUACAUUAUUAUUCGGCAAAACCGUUGAGUUCGGGUCAGUUGGGAUAGCGCGUCGCAGACUACUUGGGUUAAUGGUGAAAUUAUUCUAGUCAUAGAAGUAACUGGGAUGUGUCUUGCCAACUACGGACAGAGGUUGCUCGUUACGUAUCUGUCCUUGAUCGCGGGUUUACCGCUCCUGUAGUCUUUGCCGUGAAAGAUUUCACUCUAGACCUCGACUUAUUCCUGCUUUAAGUACGAUCAUUGUUACGAUCUUCUAAUUGUCGGCGCUUAAGUUUCGCUCACUUUUACUGUGUCUUACACGGCUAAGCCUCUAAAGGCGAGUCAAUCUCCCCUCGCCCCGGCAUGAGAAACGACGAUCGACUCUUG